Molecule: messenger RNA, 1194 nt
Organism: Rhodamnia argentea
Lineage: Eukaryota; Viridiplantae; Streptophyta; Magnoliopsida; Myrtales; Myrtaceae
Exons: 2
Coding region: 82-1002 (306 amino acids)
Molecular function (GO): S-adenosylmethionine-dependent methyltransferase activity
Source: RefSeq, a predicted model, not a curated record
UCCUCCAGCCACCAGAAGAACGUUAUCUCUUUCCGGGCAUCUCUCACUCUCUCCCUCCUCCUCGUUCACACACUUCGAUCCAUGCUCGUAGCCCCUCGUACCCGCCACCACCACCGUCCAUGUCCACCGUCUUCUCCAACCACCGCCCACAAACGCUCGACAUCUCUCUCACCCGCCAAAUUCAAAUCCCUCCUCCGGCUCACGAACACCAUCAUCACCCCCAACCACGGCGACGGCAACAAGACCGCCUCCACCGCCGCCACCUCGAACCAGCCAACACCCUCGUCGGCGGGCAGGAUAAAGCGGCUGGUGCUGUCCCCGGAAUCCCGGGCUAAGCUCAACGCCUUGCCAGACCGCGACUUCUACUCCUUCCCGCGUUUCGUGAAGCAUGUGAACGACGGCUUCCUCGCCACAUUGACGGACCUCUACAGGGACCGGUUGAGGCCCGGAUCGGAGGUGCUGGACCUGAUGAGCUCGUGGGUGAGCCACCUACCGGAAGAGGUCGCGUACAAGAUGGUGGUGGGUCACGGCAUGAAUGCGCAGGAGCUCGCGAGGAACCCGCGCUUGGACUACUUCUUCGUCAAGGACCUGAACUCUGAGCCCAGGCUCGAGCUGGCCAGCGAGAGCUUCGACGCCGUGCUGUGCACCGUCAGCGUGCAGUAUCUCCAGCAGCCCGAGGAGGUGUUUGCGGAGGUGUUUCGGGUGCUGAGGCCCGGAGGCGUGUUCAUCGUGAGCUUCAGCAACAGGCUGUUCUAUGACAAAGCGAUCGGCGCAUGGCGAGACGGGACUGCGUACAGCCGAGUGCAGCUGGUGGUGCAGUACUUCCAGUGCAUCGAAGGGUUCACAGAGCCGGAGAUAAUCCGCAAGCUGCCCGGCUCCUCUGUUGCUCGGGAAAGCAAAUUGCCUUUCGAUUGGAUCUUCCGGUUCCUGGGAUUGCUAGGCGGGUCGGAUCCUUUCUACGCCGUGAUUGCCCACAAGAACUUCAAACCCGUAUAUGAAUGAGCAGAUCAGCCAACCACAAGAAAUAUGAAGAAGAAAACAUACAAGAAUGAAUGCAUCAAGUUGAAUUGUCCAUUACUCUUCCUGCAUGUGCCUCUAUGUCUGAAUUAAGGAUGUCACUGUAGCGUAGUACAUCAAGCAAAGAAUUUUCGCUUCGAUUCUUGUCGUCCAAAGAUGAUUCCUUGAAGAGCAAUA